CGUGCCAAAAAUGGAUGACCCCAAACUACCCUCUCAUCACUCAUCCAUCUCUCUCAUUGCUAGGCUGGAUCAUUUGGAGUUCAUUGUGACCUUUUCACUUCCCUAAUAACCUUCUUCUUAUUUGUCACAAUCACGUCAAUUUUCUCACAUAUCUUUCUUAGAAUCUUAGCCUUUCAAACAUUUGUUUAUCCUUGUGAGCCUCGGUUUUUCCUUAUACAUGUGUGUUUAUGGUUGUCAUGACAGAUGAAAUACUUAGAAAGAAAACAAAGAUAUGGCAGCAAUGUCCCUGCUGACAAAGCCAAACAAUCUUUGGAUUUGUCCACCAAAGAGGAUCUCUUUAAAGGCACAAUGUUGGAUCGAGUUGCCUCUCUUGAACACAGACUUUUUAAGCUUUAUGUAGAGAUUGAUUCAAGCGGAAAUUCUGUACCGUUGUCCCGUGAUUCCACACAAAUUUCUGGGGAGUGUUCUACCAGCCAGGGAUCCAAGACAGAAAUAUGUCGCUCGUUUCCAACUUUCAACAAUCUCUCAGAUAAUACUGAGAGAGGAUUAGUGCCUAUUAAGACAAAUGAAAUAUCCCAGGAAAAAUGUGAGAGUGAGAAGGAACAAAUCAAAAACUCGUGCCCUCCUAAGCAACAGGUGCAGGUGGUGAAGAAUAGACCUAAGAAGAAGGAAAAGAAAGGCCAAGUUGAGAAGAAACGAGUAUCUACUGUUAGUUGGCCACAUUUAAAACUACUAGGUUGCUGAUCCUCAUAACAUUGGUUUUGCAUAAGAAGUUUGGAGAAGAGGUGGUAAUGGUGCAUUGAGAAACAGAGGAAGUUCCAGUGACUUGGGAUGCUUCGCGUAACAUCCCAUAUUUUAUUAAAGUUGUCGUGAAGGAAUCUUAAUUGCCCCCUUUGACCCGAAACCAUGACAUGAAUGCAUUGUAUAAUCACAAUGUGGGAUACUACCAUCUUUAAUAUUCCUCUUUUGCUAUAAAUGGCUCAUGCUAUGUACCUGUAAUUGCAAAACCAAAUAAUUACUUAUUUCCUUCAUUUUCUUCUAGUACAUCAUUUUCGUUUAAUUUAUUCUAGACAGAAAUAUUGUUCUGAGUUUCUUUCUAUUCUUCGCAUGUUAAAGGACAUGUUAUUUCAGGUUGCAAACUGUUAUUAGAAUUGACUUUGUUCAUCAUUUGCAUGUGAUUCAUAUACUUAUCAUUUAGUUGGUUCUAGUAUAAGUUACUAUAAAUAAUAGUGGUUGACUUGCUCUAAUCUAAGUUUGUUAACUGUGAAAAAAGAAGUCCCACAUCGAUGGGAACUUACUUUGGGGAUUACUUUUAAUGUUAUAAAAGGAGUCCAGUGUUUCCUUAGGAAAUUAUCCCAAAGUCUCUCCCUUUCUAUUCCUUUUACUUUACUUGCUUGAGAGAAGAAUUAAAAGAGAAUAUUAGUUUCUCCUCUAAGAGAGAAGGUUAGUUUCUCCUUUAAGGUUCUCCUUGUAUUAGUUUUUCCUAUUUCCAAGAGAGGGGUUGUCAUUGUUUUCUCCUUGGAAUUAGAGAGAAUGAUAUGUAAUUUUUCCUUUUCUUGAAUA
Molecule: messenger RNA, 1563 nt
Organism: Vigna unguiculata (cowpea)
Lineage: Eukaryota; Viridiplantae; Streptophyta; Magnoliopsida; Fabales; Fabaceae
Gene: MSP2
Product: microspore-specific promoter 2
Source: RefSeq, a predicted model, not a curated record